Molecule: messenger RNA, 1627 nt
Organism: Miniopterus natalensis
Lineage: Eukaryota; Metazoa; Chordata; Mammalia; Chiroptera; Miniopteridae
Source: RefSeq, a predicted model, not a curated record
AUGCCCAUGGACAUGACCUGGGUUACCCACCUGAAUCGCAGCCAGCUUCCUGGCCAUGUGCGCAGACUGAAGCGGUGUGUAGUUGGCUAUUCUAGGCAGUUUUGUUUUUGUUUUUUAGCAAAGUUGUUAAUCUACAAUCUUAACUAUUCACCUUUAAAACAUAGUGUUGAUUUCUGGUAUAACUUUAAUACCAGAAAGUUACUGAAAGUUCUUGAUAUCUGGUAUCUAAAUUUCUCUGAUCGGCUAAAGUUUUUAACAUAUAAAUCCAAUCAAGUGUUUAUACCCUGUAAUGCUCUCAUUAAAACAGCCAUAUUUCUUUUUCAGAUUAGUGAUGAUGAACCAGGUUAUGACCUAGAUUUAUUUUGUAUACCUAAUCAUUACGCUGAGGAUUUGGAAAAGGUGUUUAUUCCUCAUGGACUCAUUAUGGACAGGACUGAACGUCUUGCUCGAGACGUGAUGAAGGAGAUGGGAGGCCAUCACAUUGUAGCCCUCUGUGUUCUCAAGGGGGGCUAUAAAUUCUUUGCUGACCUGCUGGAUUACAUCAAAGCACUGAACAGAAAUAGUGAUAGAUCCAUUCCUAUGACUGUAGAUUUUAUCAGACUGAAGAGCUACUGUAAUGACCAAUCAACUGGGGACAUCAAAGUAAUUGGUGGAGAUGAUCUCUCAACUUUAACUGGAAAGAAUGUCUUGAUUGUUGAAGAUAUAAUUGACACUGGCAAAACAAUGCAAACCUUGCUUUCCUUGGUCAAGCAGCAUAAUCCGAAGAUGGUCAAGGUUGCAAGCUUACUGGUAAAAAGGACCCCUCGAAGCGUUGGAUAUAGACCAGACUUUGUUGGAUUUGAAAUUCCAGACAAGUUUGUUGUAGGAUAUGCCCUUGACUAUAAUGAAUACUUCAGGGAUUUGAAUCAUGUUUGUGUUAUUAGUGAAACUGGAAAAGCAAAAUACAAAGCCUAAGAUGAGAGUUCAAGUUGAGUUUGGAAACAUCUGGAGUCCUAUUGAAAUCACCAGUGAGAUUAUCAAAUGUUCUAGUUCUGUGGCCAGCUGCUUGGUAGAGCUUAUUGCAUGUAUCUUCUAAGAAUCUUAUCUGUUUUGUAUUUUAAAAAUGUCAGUUGCUGCAUUCCUGAACUCUUUAUUUGCACUAUAAGCCUAAAGACUAUCAGUUCCUGUUGGGUGGAUUGUUAUUUGACUUGUGAAUGAGAAAAUCUCUUAAACCACACCACUAUCGAAUGAAAAUAUUGAAAUUGUAUCUGUAAGAAACAUUUAAAGAGAAGAUAUAUUAGUUUUUAAUUGGUAUUUUAAGUUUUAUAUAUUCAGGAAAGUACAGAAGGGAUGGAAUAUUGUUAAUUAUAACGAUGUAUGUUUAGAAAAGUAAAAAGCAGUCAGGUUUUGUAUCAAUGACAGCAUAUAAGAGAUAUUGUUAUAUCAGAUAAACCAUAUGUCCUAGAAUUGUACAAGUAGUGUUUCAGUAUUACUAACUGUAUUUUCCCUCUUGUUCAGAUUAUUUUUGGUGAAUCUUUGUCAACAGUUUCUUUUAGAUACAAAUCAAUAAAUUCCAGACUAACAUUACCACUUUUUGAAUUCAUCAAUGUAAAAAUCCUUAAAAUAAAGGCUGUCUCUUUAAAAGAAA